CACUGUUAAACUGACUAUUAAUGUGUCAGCAUGGGGUCCAGCACACUGCUUCUCAAACUCUUGCUUAUGUCCCUCAUCUUCUCUGGACUCAGUCAAGGUGAAACAGACGAUUCUGGAAUCACUGAAGUAAAAGCUAUAGUGAAGGUGUCUCCAGAUGAGCGUGUGUUGAGAGGAGAGACAGUCACUCUCACAUGUGACAUACAGAGAGGAGGACACAUUCAGUGGAUAUACAGCUGGUUUAAAGAUGGUUCUGUCAUCCCAAACAUCACUGAGAGAGUCUUCACCAUCACAUCUCUGUCUGAUAGAGCUGAAUACAGCUGUGAAGCAAAGAUCAAGAGUGCUGCUGUUACACUGACUGUAUCAGGAGGAAACCAGUCAUAA
Carassius auratus (goldfish) is the source of this 381-nucleotide messenger RNA. RefSeq names its product sialoadhesin-like. NCBI's taxonomy places the organism in Eukaryota, Metazoa, Chordata, Actinopteri, Cypriniformes, Cyprinidae. Gene Ontology annotation, molecular function: transmembrane signaling receptor activity. Bases 31 to 381 code for a protein of 116 amino acids. The record is from RefSeq and is a predicted model, not a curated record. The transcript has 4 exons. Gene Ontology annotation, biological process: immune response; cell surface receptor signaling pathway. Gene Ontology annotation, cellular component: external side of plasma membrane.